UCUCUUGCGAGCCGUCGGUCAGUGCGGAACCGGCUCGUGUCUUUUUCUCUCUUUUUCUCUCUUUUUUUUUCUUUUUUCUCUCUUUCUUCGGAUUAUGUAGUUAUCUUAUUAUACUUGUUCUUUUUUCUCUUUCUUUCUCUAUCUCUCUCUCUUCGUAUAUUCUCACUCGUUUUACACGAUAUCGUGUCGUUAAUAUUGUUUAGUGCGUUUCAUACAAAUUAACCUUUGAAGAAUUUGAUGAAUUUCUUCGUACCGGCGAAAUACUUUUAGCUGCUCGUUAAAAGUCGGUGGAUAUACUCUUAAGAGGGCCGACAAAAUGAGGAACUCGACGUUGCUGAAGUGGGCACAAAAUUCGACGAAUAAUAAAAAUCAAACAAGUAAAAAUGGAGGAACGAGUAGAAACUGGAUACACCCACCGGACGCGCUUCAAAAAGGCCACAUCGCCUACCUAGUCAAGUACUUGGGCAGUACGGAAGUCGAUCAACCGAAGGGAAUCGAAGUAGUGAAGGAAGCGAUCUGCAAGUUGAAAUUUAGUCAGCAAUUAAGAAAGAGCGAAGGAACUAAAACACCGAAAGUUGAACUCACGAUAAGCAUCGAUGGCGUGGCAAUUCAAGAGCCAAAAACUAAAACCUCACCGAAACGAAUCAUGCAUCAGUAUCCCUUGCAUAGAAUCUCUUAUUGCGCCGACGACAAAGGAGAAAAGAAAUUCUUUAGCUUUAUCGCAAAGGAAGAGGACGCGGAGAAACAUACCUGUUUCGUAUUCGUAAGCGACAAGUUGGCGGAAGAGAUCACGCUUACGAUCGGUCAAGCUUUCGAUCUAGCAUACAGGCGAUUCUUAGAAACGUCUGGCAAGGAUCUCGAAACUCAAAGACGUUGCAUGGUAUUGCAACAAAAGAUCAAGAGAUUGGAGCACGAGAACAAUGUCUAUCGACAACGAUUGCAAGACAUUGCUGCUAUCAAAGGCUCGGCGGACGUGUCGACUUACCUCUUGCAGCACGAUCUUCCGGAUAUCCUGCAUGUACCAGGAGCACCGAGCGAAUCUCCGCAAGUCAACGGCACUACAAACAAGUCUCCUCUGAUAGGAAUAAACAGCGACAGUAACGGAAACACGUCUAAUGGUCCGCAGCAACCACCACCUGUUCCUCCUAGAAGCUUUGAAAAAUCCUUUGAUGACGAUUUCAUGGGAAGCGAGGCAACACCAACGCCGGUUGUUGGUACUAAAUUAGAGGGUCUCCUCAUGGAUGAGUUCGAAGAAGACUUUAAUCCUCGUGCAUACGAGACGGCAGCUAACGGUCUUGCUAAUCAUCAAACGAACAACAAUCCUCUUCUUAAUGGUCAACUGUCGUCUAAUUCUAAUCUAUUUUCACAAACUAAUGGCACUGCAAGUCCACCACCAUUAUUGGCACCGCCUCCAAAAGCUAAGGAUUCGAGACGACAGAAUGGAGUAAAAGAGGACCUUUUUGGCAGUGUGCCUUUCAAUCCUACGCCAUCUAUAAAUACAAAGAACGACUUCAAUGAUCCCUUUGAAAUGGGAGAAUUUGGUGCUACCACCGUAAACUCAAGUCCAAGCCAACAGGAAUUAGAAAAUGCCAUUGGACUUUUGGAUAAGAGAUUGCUCGAAAUGAAAGAUGGCUUUAGCAGGGGUUUAUCCAUCGGUACUGAUGAUUUUUCAUUGGAAAGUUUAGAUCCUUUAAGGAAUUAAAUCGAAUCAUUGAUUAUUAAUUAAAAUUUGUAAUGGAAUCGAUGUAAAGACAGGAAGGAAAAAUUCUCUAUCGUGGUCUCUGUGAAGAGUAAAAAAUCUGUGUGUGAAACCAAAAUUAGUCAAUUACUGUUACUAUACGAUACUCGUAUAUUUAUGGUGAUGUUUGAUAUUUAUAUUAUAUUAUUAUAAUUAUCUAUUGAAUAACUCCUACUACUACGUACGUGCAGUUUUCUCACGCUCGAUCGUUGCACGAUUUACUUGUUUUAUUCGUUGCUUUUGAUAUAUCAUGGUCCAAUCACGUUUCAUUGUAUAUUAUUGAUUGAUAUGCGUUUAAAAAUGGACAAAUCAAUGAGAGAUAUAUGAUCUUAAAGUAAUGAAAUUUUAAUAGGAUUAAAUCACGUUCCAAGUAAAUUUAUACAAUUUUAAAUGAAAUUCUUAUAUACAUACAUACAUAAUAUAUAUAUAUGUAUGUAUUUAUGUUCGCAUAUAUAACGUGUGUGUGUGUGUGUUAGCCGUACAAAUAUUUUUCGAACGGUCUUACAGAAUCUUUAACGUUUUUAGCAGGAAUGUUACAUAGGAAAUCGUGCGGCUAUCGUAAAUUCUAUAUUAUUGAAAAUUCUUUAGAGGAUAUAAUUAUUCCUAGUUUGCUAUAAUAACGAUGGAUAUGGCUAAGAGGAAAGAGAAAUUCUAAAAAUAUAUAUAUAUAUAUAUAUAUAUAUAUAUAUAUAUAUAUAUACACAUACAUACAUAUACAUAUAUAUACAUAUAUUUAUGAAUAUAAUAGAUUCAGCUUGCUGCUUACGCAGUCUCUCAUUAAAGUUGCGUGUCGAGAUAAAAAAAAAAUUAUAUAUGAACACUAACCGAAGUAGACUUAGAAAUUACUAAUAAUGCUAAAAACGCAUAAAUAGUAUUGAUAAUCCUUCGGUUAGGUUAGUAGCUAUCUUCCCACUAUUUUCUUUAUCCGUGUUAGAGAUUUUCACAGUUUUAUAUAUAUUUUUUGCCUUAUCCAUUAAAAAAAAAAAAGAAAAAAAAAGAAAAAAGAAAAAAAAGAAAAA
This is a messenger RNA of Vespula vulgaris, 2757 nucleotides long. RefSeq names its product PTB domain-containing engulfment adapter protein 1-like. The transcript has 9 exons. The record is from RefSeq and is a predicted model, not a curated record. Lineage: Eukaryota; Metazoa; Arthropoda; Insecta; Hymenoptera; Vespidae. Bases 317 to 1702 code for a protein of 461 amino acids.